AUGUCUAAUAAGAAUAUUGAAAACUUACCAUGGGUCGAGAAAUACCGUCCUGAAAAUCUUGAAGAGGUUCAUGGUCAAGAUGAUAUAGUCAACACGGUGAGGAGAUUUGUCGAAACAGGCAAGUUACCGCAUUUGCUAUUUUACGGGCCACCAGGUACAGGUAAAACCUCCACUAUAGUAGCGUUGGCCAAAGAGAUAUAUGGGCCCAAUUUCAGAAACAUGGUAUUGGAAUUAAAUGCAUCAGAUGACCGAGGCAUCGAUGUAGUGAGGAACCAGAUUAAAAGCUUUGCAAGCACGAGACAGAUUUUCACUCUGGCGUCAUCGCCACAGUUUAAGCUAAUUAUUCUCGAUGAGGCUGAUGCAAUGACUAGCGCUGCUCAAAACUCCUUACGGAGAAUAAUUGAAAAGUAUACAAAGAAUUGUCGAUUUUGUAUCUUGGCCAAUUAUUCUCACAAGUUGAACCCAGCAUUGAUUUCAAGGUGUACUAGAUUUAGAUUCCAUCCAAUUGAUGAAGAAUCAAUUAGGAGCAGGAUCAAUAAUGUUAUAGUUCGGGAAAAAGUCGAUAUUGCUCCCGAUGCAUUAAAUGCACUAUUACAUCUUUCGCAAGGUGAUAUGAGAAGAAGUUUGAAUGUUUUACAAGCUUGUAAAGCAGCUACAGGCAAUAGAGACGAGGUGAUAGAUAUUGAUAUGAUCUAUAAUUGCAUUGGAGCGCCUCAUCCGCAAGAUAUAGAAGCUUGUCUAAAUUCAAUAUUGAAAGAUGAUUGGACAACGGCUUAUUUAACAUUGAACAAGUAUAAAACAUUGAAUGGAUUAGCUUUGGUUGAUUUAAUUACUGGGUUUAUUGAAAUUUUGCAGAAUUAUGAGUUGAAUCCAAAGAAUAGGAUACAUUAUUUAAAAGGAUUGAGCGAUGUAGAAUAUGGAAUUUCGAAAGGUGGUAAUGAUAAGAUACAAAGUAGUGCAAUUAUAGGGAUUAUUAAGCAAGCCAUGGAAUACGAAGCAGGAGGAGUAGGAGGAAUAGCAAGUAAAUAA
Molecule: messenger RNA, 1029 nt
Organism: Lodderomyces oxycetoniae
Lineage: Eukaryota; Fungi; Ascomycota; Pichiomycetes; Serinales; Debaryomycetaceae
Gene: RFC3
Product: replication factor C subunit 3
Exons: 2
Coding region: 1-1029 (342 amino acids)
Biological process (GO): DNA repair; DNA-templated DNA replication
Cellular component (GO): Elg1 RFC-like complex; Rad17 RFC-like complex; nucleus
Molecular function (GO): DNA clamp loader activity; ATP binding; ATP hydrolysis activity
Source: RefSeq, a predicted model, not a curated record